Eucalyptus grandis is the source of this 2692-nucleotide messenger RNA. Its product is annotated as transmembrane protein 53. NCBI's taxonomy places the organism in Eukaryota, Viridiplantae, Streptophyta, Magnoliopsida, Myrtales, Myrtaceae. The coding region runs from base 1065 to 2438 and encodes 457 amino acids. The transcript has 6 exons. The record is from RefSeq and is a predicted model, not a curated record.
UUUUGGGUUCGUUCCGUGUUUCCGCCCAUUUCCAAUUUGCCGAAGCUUCCUUUCGCCUCCCCUUUGGAGCGGGGGUGCUCGCAUCGGUUUUUUCGCCUGUUAAAAAUCGAAUCUUGACGAGCUUCGGUUCGUGGGCAAUGGCCAUUUUGAACCAAAAAUGAAACUUUUUUCUUCCCUCAGAUGAAUGCAAUGAUAAUUUCGAGCUCCCCGUACAAUUUCAAGCAAUGGGUUUUGCGAGACAAAGGCCUUGAAAGCUGCAAUGCGGUUUCUUGAUUUCGGCCUCGCAGUCGAGUUCGAAUUGCUUGCGAUGGGGGAGUUUUCGGUUCUAGAAUUUCGGGCGGUGAAAGAAAAUUUGAUCGGGAAGGGAGUAAGGAAUUGCGUGCCUUGCGAUCUGAGGAGUACUUGCGCGUCUUGGGCGACUCGUUUGGACUCCGGUGGGGGCAGGGAGGUAAUUUGGACGCGCCUGCUCGCUUCCUCUUCGCCCGUCAAAUCUAGCGGUCGACGUGACGUACUUUCGUCACGCGUCACCGACCCGUCCAUCGCCCUUUCCCCUCCGGUUUUUUACACCCUUUCGACCUUUCACGGGGUCCCGAAUUGUCUUUUUCAUUACGCCCCGUCGGUUCCGAUGCGGAUGGGCUCCUGGAUUAUCGGAACGUGAUUACUGACUCAAUCUCUUUCUUGUCCUUCCUGACUCGUUGGUAAUUACUCGCGUGGCAAAAUUUGAUCUUUUUUAGGCCACGCUUUUUUAUUGCUACCCUUCUCUUAUCGGGAGAGAGGCUUUGACCGUCAAAGAAGCUUCCUGGUCGGAGUUGCCAGUUGAUGAUCGGGCUGUCAACGAUCCACGUUUGACAGCCCGUUUUUUCUUGGACAGCACCAACACGGAGCAGCAUACAUAUUAUAAGCAGGGGAGAGUUUGAAUUGUUGCCAGGUCAAAUAAAAGGUGAAUCUUAAUUCUGGGCUUUCUUGGUUCAGAGCAACCUGACUGUUUUAGCAUUGUUGCUAGAAUUCUUUUGCUUGUGUGAACCUUUGGAUUGGCAUUAUAGAAUUUGAGCUACAUUUACCUGAUGGGUUCGUUGUCCGGGAGCUUUCAACGCCCUCUUGUGGCAGCUGCCGCAGUUGCUGCAGCUUCCGUCACAGCUGACCUACCUGAGAAAUUAUCACCUUCGAAAUCAUCGGUCACUCGCUCCAAUUUGGAACAGCUCGACUCUUCAUGUACAUCUAAUGCAGUGCACGACUCAGAUCCUUCGUGGGUUUCGCAAAUAUCAGUCUCGAAGCUUUCGAGUUUUUCAUUUGUGAGCAGAAUCCGAAUACCUCUUCCCAACACUAAGGAUCGAUUUCCUCAUUUGGGUCACAAUCUUAAUGCAAAUUACUCGUGCUCUUUUGUUGCGGCUUCUCCAACCUUAGUAAAUUUGUAUCAAUCUGCGGAGUUGGUGAAAGGUCCGAAGCCGGAUACAUCUGCAAGAGCACUCCCUACCUCGGCUUCGGCGUCGGCUUCUGAUGUUGUAUAUAGAUGGCAUUUACCUGAACUGCAAUCUCAAGACAUUUCGGGGUCUUCAAAUUGUUCUUCUGAAAAGCAAAAGACAGUUGUGGUGCUAUUGGGCUGGUUGGGAGCAAAGCAGAAGCAUUUGAAGAAAUAUGCGGAGUGGUACACUUCAAUGGGAUUUCAUGCUAUCACCUUCACCUUUCCGAUGGCCAAGAUUAUGACUUACCAGGUUGGAGGCAAAGCAGAGCAGGAUAUAGAGUCACUUGUGAAGCAUCUGGCUGAUUGGUUAGAGGAUGAGCUUGGGAAGAACAUUGUUUUUCACACUUUUAGCAAUACUGGAUGGUUAACAUAUGGAGCUAUUUUGGAGAAGUUUCAGGAGCAGGAUUCUUCUCUGAUGGGAAAAAUAAGGGGUUGCAUCGUAGAUUCUGCUCCCGUCGCGGCACCAGAUGCUCAGGUGUGGGCAUCUGGUUUCUCUGCAGCAUUCCUGAAAAAGAGUAGUGUGGCAACAAAAGGAUCCUUAAGCUCAAAUGAGUUAGGUACGGGGGUGGUGGGCAGCCAUGCAGUCGACUCAAACCCAAAACCUGCAGUGGGCUUGGACCCAAAACCUGCAGUGACCGAAGCAGCUUUGUUGCUGAUUCUGGAGAAGUUCUUCCAGGUUAUUUUGAAUCUUCCUUCUGUGAACAGGAGGCUUAACGAUGUGUUGGAUGUGUUGUCAUCUCGACCGCCGAGUUGUCCACAGCUAUACAUUUAUAGCUCGGCAGACCGAGUCAUUCCAUCGGGGUCCGUGGAGUCGUUUAUAGAGGAGCAGCGGAGGAUGGGUCUCGAGGUCAGAUCCUGCGAUUUUGUCUCGACGCCUCAUGUCGAUCAUUUUAGAAGUAACCCACAAUUGUAUACAACUCAGCUUACCCAUUUCUUGGAGGACUGCGUCCUUACUUGCUGCAGAAGACCUUCAUGAGUAGUAACCACCCAGAAGGGACAUAGAAUAACCGGUUUUUGUCUCUAUUCUUUUCCUCUUUCUCGACUUAAUUCUCAUCUACAAAUGAUUAAAUGCUCAUCUACAAAUGAUUAAAUGAUUAAAUGAUUAAAUGAUUCUUUCUGUUUAAAAUUUCUUAGUUUGAGAGGUGUAAUCAUCAUGUUGGGAAGAGACAGAGAUGUGAACAUUUGUAAAUUUUACUCGACCGCAAUACAAAUUUUUUACCAUUUGAGUCU